Molecule: messenger RNA, 6487 nt
Organism: Branchiostoma belcheri (Belcher's lancelet)
Lineage: Eukaryota; Metazoa; Chordata; Leptocardii; Amphioxiformes; Branchiostomatidae
Exons: 7
Coding region: 146-4606 (1486 amino acids)
Biological process (GO): regulation of transcription by RNA polymerase II
Cellular component (GO): nucleus
Molecular function (GO): DNA-binding transcription factor activity, RNA polymerase II-specific
Source: RefSeq, a predicted model, not a curated record
AGCAGCAGACGUUCUGUCCAAUACGAACAAUGCACAGCUACAAGACGGUCAAGGUCAUGAAAUAGAAAGCAAUACAGAGGUUAUUACAAGUGAUAUCCAAGACACGCCAGCACAACACCUAGAAAUAACACCGAGGCCAAGAAACAUGGAGUCGGAAAUUCCCACUGAAAUCCUUACACCGAAAAAUUUCGAUACAAUCAGUGAUUCUAGUCUUGAGACUCAAAGACCUGACGCCAUUUUAUUGGCACGACCCCCGGAUGAAAACUCCCCCUCUGAAAAUAAUGGUCACAGGUGCGCAACAGGCCGGGCUGAGCCAGAUUUAAAGUCCUUAAUGCCAAGCCUUCAGGACCCAGACGGAAAGGAAUGUGCCGAAGCAGGCGGUCCCAUCUCCAAUAACGCCGCGAACAACGAUCUGGCCACGGAAACAACAGCAGAAGAAAAAGAAACCCUGGGAAACAACAACGAGAAAGAAAGUGCGUCGUCAUCUGGUGGUGAAAACAUUAUCAAUUUCAGUCCUUCAAUAGAAACAAUUCGCGACUCUUCCAGUAACGAACAAUCGCCAAUUGAAAAGGAAUCUUCAACAUCUAAAGAUCUACCCCCUAACUCUACCACACCGGUUGACUCAGAAAGCGCAGACCAAUUGUCGGACCUGUGCGUAGUAGAGCUCGGGGAAGCCGCGGAUCUGGUAGUGGAUGAGGAAACGGCUUCGAACGACCGAGAUGACGCAAACGGAGAGGUAGAGCGACCACGGCGGCUGGAAGAAGGUGGGGUCACCGAGGACGUCGCGAUCGCUCCUGCCGCUCCUCCACCUAAUGAGCUGACGGGAAGGGGAGAGGGCAAAGGUGAACACAACACGCCGUCGGCACUCACAGACGAGAGGGAUAAGAGCGGGCCGAAGCGAGCCGGAAGACUCAAGGGGAGGAAAAGAGGAGGCGUUGAAGGAAAACAUAAGAAGUCUAUGACGAGGGUUCGGGAUAAAGCGGAGAGCUCGGCCACCAGUGAAGCGAGGAUCGCUCACGAGUUUCCGCGCCACAACUGGUUGAUGAAGCACCUAAUGGCAGAGCAGCAGCUGGUCACGAACCGGAAGGACCCUGAGAGUCGCAAGUCGCCGACUGCUUCCGAGAAGGACCAAGCUGAUCCCAACGGAGAACAGUGUAAACAAGAAGAAGAAGAAGAAAAGACGCCUGGUGAAGUUGAUGGAACAGUCGUUGUGAAGGACAAGAGAAGAAGUAAACAACAAGGGAAGUUGUCCCGAGAUUCGUCCCUAGAAAGCUUCACUUCCCUCGACACCCUGUCGUCAACGGACAAACUUGAAGGCGAGAACGACAACGUCUUUCGCGGUCCGGUCUCUCCAACUACCACCGAGGAAACAGGACAACAGGAGGUUUCCCAGCCAAAAAGUCAUUCCCCGAAACUCUCUAUCGCUGAAAAAUCAACCGAAGAUUCUGAGACUGUUGAUGACCGUAGAGGUAGCAGUGACAAGGGUCUGUCUACUGAAGAAAGCGCGGCCGUGAAUUCAUCUGACACCCAGGCAGAAGCCCCGCAAACUUCGGCAAGGCAGUCGCAAGAAGAGCCUCUCAACCUAAGCUUGAAAGCGGCGAGGUUCGUUGAUUUUUACAACAGCAUCGGGUCCAAGAAUAUCGCGAAGGCAGCGGCAGAGGGUGGGGAGGUCGAAGCAGGUGCUUCUACCGCCUCCGAGCACGUCAACGACGGGGCAGAAUCUCCUGCUGACCGCGGUGUUUGCACUGAACCUCCCGCGGUUCCGUCAGCAACACUAGACGCUGGUUUAAAGAAAGAAGACCUGCCAAUUUCCUCUAAGGAUGAGUGUGCUUCUACAGAACAGUCAUCACCAAUCCCUGCUGCCAGUCAAUCAGGAUCCUACACGCCUAUAACAGUCACGGUACAUACGGCAGUACCGAAGGCUAACAUCACUCCACCACAAGCUUCAGACCCUGCUAAAUCAUCACCAGAGACCCAGCCACCACAAGUUCCAGCUAUGGGGAACGUACAGGACAGACCAAUGUCAAGGAAUAAUACUUCGAUGUUCUCGUUUGAAGACGUCCCGAAGGAUCAAAGAGCUCCCCGACAAGACGGUCACCAUCAAGGAGCCGCGCCGAAGCGCCCCGCCUCGCCGACCGUCCGCUGCCCACCGCGGAAGAGAUCCACUGUAGACAGCGGCGUGGUCUGCCUGAGCCCCUAUUCUCCUGUCUCACCAUCAGACAAAACGACCUCUCCAGCUGCCGCAGCCACGAAGCUUUACGAGGAGACCGUACCCAAAAGGCGGGGCAAGACAGCCUCCCUGCCCGAGACAGCAACAGCGUCAGCACCGUACCAGUUCGCAGUGCCUUCACAGCAAGCCGUUUUGCCAUCCAAGAAAUCGCAGGCUCUGAGGAGCUCCUCCUCGGGAGGACAAGAACGUCCCUCGGUGAUCUCCGUGGUGCCCGUCACGCCGCCUCUUCCGCCGCGGCCCUCCGCGCCACCGCCGCCGCCUCACGACACACCGUACCGCGGCGACCACAGCGUCACCGCCGCCCUACUGGCCCGACUGGAAGUCAUGACCAAAAACAAAGUCAACAUCGAGAGAGAACUCGUCAACCAAGAACUGUUGUUGACAGAACUGCGCAAGAGGUCUCUGGAGGACAAGAGCGGUUUGCUCAGGAAGCAGUCCCAAGAGAAGGAAGCUCUGUUGUUUCACAUGAGGAUGACGUACAAUAAACUGUGUGAAGAUAUAGACUACUUGAUGAGGUCGGGCCCUACUAAGUUUGCUGAUGGUCAGAAGUCGACCCAUUCAACGGCACCGAAUUCUACAGCACCAAAUUCUAUUGGGCCGUCCAGUCAGGCUAUCCCCAUCCACCGGGCACAGAGCGACAGUGCAAUCACUCUUCAGGCCGGCGGGAAGAUCGGCGGAGAGACCGGCAAUAGAUGGCGGGAAACAGCGUCCAACGAACGCCGGAGUUCCGACGGAGAGAACUCGUCAGACGUUCAAAUCAUCGGGCAGAAGGGACCAACCAUGUCGAGCUCGUUGCAAGAUUUCCGUCACGUGAACCCACACGUGAAUCCACCACCAUAUUUGGAUCCUCGCUACGUCACGGACCCGCGGCAGGCUGCUCUCAUGUACGCUAACACCACCGCCGGGCAGCAGUACCCAGCCAUAAGUACGGUGGCCCAAAACCACAUUAGCCCUAGAUCUGUAGCAGCCCCGCGGUUCUCUCCUUACGCACAGGCACAGAGCGACCUGGCCGCCGCCACAGCUGCAGAGAGGCGCAGGCAGGCACACAUGGACGUCAAACGUGCCAAACAGAUUUUAAACGAACACAAAUCUUUCGUUGAGAAAUACAGCAGGCCCCCGGGACCUGGAGAAUUAGCCGGGAACCCUCAUAACAUCACAACCGGCAGCGAGGUUCAGCUGAACCCGCCGGUGAACACUGCUAUCCCACAGGCAUCCGUGCAGGGAGGCGUACCCACUAGUACUGUCCACCCCUACCCUCAUGGUGGUGUUCCUAUCCACCCGGCUGUCACCAUGGCACAGGUUAUACCCAUCCUCCCAGGCGAUCCGUCCUUCGCUCCUCGGAGUACAGCAAUGGCGGCUCACAUGGUCGCCCCAGACCAGCGCCCGCUGCCCGCCAUGACACACCAAGGGAUGCCGCCAUUUUACUACAUCAGCCCGGGUAUGCCCGUCCCUGCAGGGUACCAACAGCAACCCAUCCCGGGACAGAGCCCUAGGGUGCUCAACCCCGUCACACAACAGCUCUUGUCCCCACCCCCUGGACAACAAACUCCUACCUCAACAACACCCAGUCAACUCAACAACUUGCGUGGAGUACACCACCGUCCGCCUAACGCCACCUCCAUCGUCAACAGCAAAGAACCUCCUCCCGCUGCCCAGCACCAUCCGGUGUUGCUGCCUGGUAAACCGUCCCCCGGGCAGAUGUGUCAUCACCAGCAGCUGCAGCAGUACGGCUGGCCCGGUCAGCUCCCUACAAACUCUGCCGAGAUGAACGCGGCGUACUUUGCAGCCCACGCCGCACAGCAUGCUGCCGUCCAGAGCAGGGCUGAGGCCGCCAUGAAGCGUGGUGGUUCGUCGGUGAAGGACCACCUCCAAAGACCCAACGUCGUCGCCUUACCGGAGAUGCAGCAGGCUGCCUACUUAUCCAAGCACUUCAAACCCUUCUCAGUCACAGGUCCUCCAGAAAACAGCAUCAUGCAUCCCUCAAAAACACACCCAGUGCACCUACAACAAGCACGGACCCAACCCAAGGACCUCAUCACAAGGGUGGGGCAGCAGACAGCGCGAGAAGCUGCGUAUCUACAAGAUAUCCAGGGCUACCUCGCCAACCACCAACCAGCUUCAGUCUUCCGAGGGAAUCCGAUGAUGAGGGGACCAGGCGUUGUGGAGAACGGACAGGGCAGUCCGGGGACAAUGGUCGGUCCUCCCAGAAGGGACACCGGCGGUGGGGUCGUCAGCAUAGCGGAUGACGAGUACCACAGCUGCGUGGUCUGCAACAAAGAAGCCACGUUCCUCUGCUCGGGGUGCAGGAAGGCCUGGUACUGUAGCCCUACUUGUCAGGUACAAGCUUGGGAGAAGCACAGCGAGGAUUGCCUGUGACGUUGCCGACAAAGGCUCAUGGGAAUUUCCGCAUGGAAUGCUGACAUGAACACAAGAAAUGAUGACGUUCCACCGAGAAACGCUGUUUUGAUGGGCUGCCAUGUGAGAUGUUGCUUGGAUUAGAGACUUGGUUCUUUUCUUUUAGUCUUAACAAUUCUUAUCAACUAUAAAUGCCUGUAGACGUACAUGUACAUGUAUUUCAUUUUAGUCAAUCCUGUCCCAAAAAAAUUGAUACCUAGAUCUACAUUGUUAAAUUUUGUAUUUUGUUAAGUUAGCAACAAUCUCAUUAUGCCGGACCAGGUAGACUUAAUCAUUCAUUGGCAAUGAUUUGAAUUCUUCGUCAGAAAAAAUGUUGGAACCACUGUUAUGUUCGUGUAUUUGUGGGGGCACUAUUCUAUAUGCUAAUUUGAGUGUCACAUCGGCACAAUACGUUUGUUGAAUCGACCUGGAAAAGCCGUAACUUGCCAUUGCCAUCUGUUUGCCAUGGAAUUUUGCUCCAUCGUUUGCUAUUUGAUAAGUGUGUUCUGGGUAUUAACUACACACGAGACACGUACUCACGGGAAGAGACGAUGAAAUCUCGCGAUAGUUUGAAAUCUCGCGAUGAUUUGAAAUCUCGCGAUGGUUUGAAAUCUCGCGAGAAGUCCGACCUGCUCUGCCAUUGUGCUCUGGGAACGAGGUCCAAUUUUAGGACUGCUGUCUUUGUGAUACUAUGAUACAACAAAUCUUAGCAUUAUUAACUGAUUAUUCUUAAUGUUAGAAAGAUUUUAUGGUCGUACUUUGAUGUGUGAUUAUAUUAUGUAGUCGGGAGUAGUAUAAAUGUUGCUAAAUAUUUGAAUAUUCUCUUGCAUAGACGUUAGAAUUAGCCAAAGUGUGAUCAGUUUCGUUUUGUUACGUGAUUUUUGGCAAUACCGUCCAAGACGGAAGGCUUGUUUGGUGAUAUGUGAUAGCUGUUGAUGAAUUUGGUAUUUUUUACUGAUUGAGACUAGUGGUGGUUAAAGAGAUAUUCCCUCUCUUGCACACUGGCAAGUGUUUUUGCCAACGCCAUACGAAGGGAAGGUAUAUGAAGUAAUGGUUCUAUAUUAAGCCUGAUAGUACAAUGAAAGCAUGAAGAUACAACCGAUGCCAUAUUUUCUUAAGACACUAGCAUCUUAAAGAAGUAAAUGUCAAGUGUCGUGUCUGUAGACAGACGCUACAAGGUGGUCAUCACAAGACUAAAGUGUCUCGGAAAGAUGUGCCUUACAAGCAUGCGUUGAGUGAUCUCAAGAAAAGAAAGCACUGAGAAACCAGAAGAGCAUUGCCCUUCUCCAAACAUUUCCCGGAAACGUUCAGCCGAAGGACUUUUUCAAGACAUCUUGAGGACGAAAAUUAAAAAUCAACCUUUUAGUGACGAUUUUCACUCUGCUUUGGAGUCGCACUUAGCCUUUUCGGGCUGGGUAUGAGUAGGGCAUGUAUUGGCUGCAUUAAGAAGUUAGUAAUGUUAGAGUAAAGGUUAAGAACAUGUGAUACAAAAAGUCAAGACAAUACAAUGCGUAAGGACAUGUCUUGACUUUUAAUCACAGACAAAAGUGUGGAUCUUGCCUCUAAUAUAAUGACGUAUUUUGAAAAAUAACGAUUCUGCCAUGUCACCGUUUCUGCCUUUCAGAAAAAAAAGAUGUUAUUUCGACCCCCUAAAGGCAUUUGUACGAGUCUAAAGGGUAGUAGCUUUCUAUAUUUUUCAUUGCCACGGUAUUUGAUACACAGGCAAUAAUAAUAAAAACUAUCAUAAAUAUAACUUAUUUGAAUGUGUAAAAAAAAUUGAUAUGAGCAGUCAAUAUUUUGUGUAUGGUUAAAAGCUUUGUUAUACGAUGUUCGCUUGUAAGAUGUUUAUGUAAGUGAAUAUUU